UCGUGCAUUAGUCGUCUCAUUUGUUCUUUUUAACAUUCUUCAAUUUAUUUUCCCUUCUCUUUGUGAUGUACAUGGACAAGGCUCUAGAGACUCCAGUGUAUAGACUCUGCUUCACACCAUAGACUCUAGAGAGAGAGAGAAACACAAAAACUAAAGAUUAUCUUCUUCUGUUGUGUCUACAAACAACUUUUUCUACUGAUUUUGAAUAAAAAUUAGCAGAGAAGAAAACCCCCAUCUCCGGUAGAAAAAAAAAAUGGAGGACAAUGGUAUGAUUCAUGGAAAUCUUGAUCCUAGAGCCCAAGAAUUUACACCAACAUAUCCAUUUAACCAACCCCACAACAACAACAGUAAUUUUUUGCCUGUAUUUCCCAACCAAUUUUACUACCCUUACUCAUGUCCUCCACCACCACUACCACCGCCACUACCAUACGGUGAUGUUGCAGGCGUGCCACUACUCCGUCCGGCGUACGUUAGCACAAAUCCACCUGUGCCCACGCCUAUUUUGCCACCACCAAGUUCAAUGUCUACAAGAACUUUAUUGUUAUGUAUGGUCCCUGUUGAUGUGAGUGAGUCUAUUAUUAGAAGGGAUUUAGAAGUAUUUGGGGAUGUAAGAGCUGUGCAAAUGGGAAGAGUAAGAGAAGGGAUUGUAACGGUUCAUUUCUAUGAUUUAAGGCACGCGCAGGCGGCGUUGAUGGAGAUUCAACAACAACACAUGCAGCAACAGAUGCGUUUAAGAAGGCAUUAUUAUGACUCUAUUAAUAAUCAUAAUUCUCUUCCUCCACUUCCUCCACCGGCGGCGCGUGGACUCAUUGCUGGUAGAGCUGUUUGGGCUCAGUUCACUUUUCCGGUCACUUCUGCUCUUGUUGAUGGGAAUAACCAAGGGACACUUGUCAUUUUCAAUUUGUCCUCUCAAACUUCUACUGAUUCACUUACUGAUAUAUUCCAAGCUUUUGGGCAUGUGAAGGAAUUGAGAGAGACACCAAUGAAGAGGCAUCAAAGAUUUGUGGAGUUUUAUGAUGUUAGAGAUGCAGCAAGGGCGUUGAUAGAGAUGAAUGGUAAUGAUCUAAAUGGGCAGCAAUUGCUGAUUGAAUUCAGCAGGCCAGGUGGAAAUAACAGUAGAAGAUUCUCAAGAGCUUUUCAAUAUUCUUCACCUAACAAAUUCAACAACAAUUACUCUUCAAGAAUAGCGCCGUCAAACUCUUAUAUAAGACCUGAGAGGGUAUACAACACUUCACAAUCCCACCAAUUUCAAAAUCAGAAAUCAAAUUAUGUUAAAGGAAACCCUAGUGGAUGUAGCGGAAGUGAGAGUUCAGGUACUACUGGUGGGUCAGUUAAAGAAUCAUUAGCUUCUUUGUGUAUAUCAAAUAUUAAUAAUAAUAUUAGGCCUGGGAAGAAGAAGAAUGGCCAAAAAUGUGAGAUUAACACAAGUGCAAGUAGUAGCAGUACCGUGGCAAGUUGUUCCCCAAAGCGUCCACAAAAAAUGUUGCAUCAAACAAAUAGCAGCGGUAGUAGGCCAUGGAAGAUUAGCUGGUCAUCAAAGCAGUCAAAAGAUUAUGACCCUCGUUUUCUAAUUAAAGAAGAUGCCAUUAUGGAAUCAAAUUGCAGAGAUUCCAGAACUACUGUCAUGAUCAAAAACAUACCAAACAAGUACAGUCAGAAGCUGCUGCUGAACAUGCUGGACAACCACUGCAUUCACUGUAACGAGCAGAUUGCCGACGGCGAUGAUCAGCCAAAAUCCUCCUAUGAUUUCGUUUAUCUUCCCAUCGAUUUCAUUAACAAGUGCAACGUGGGAUACGGAUUCGUGAACAUGACUUCACCGCAGGCAACGUUGAGACUGUACAAGGCUUUUCACCUUCAAAAUUGGGAGGUCUUCAACUCCAGAAAAAUAUGCCAAGUUACUUAUGGUAGAUUACAGGGAAUUGAAGCAUUGAAAGAGCAUUUCAAGAACUCAAAAUUCCCAUGUGAAGCUGAUGAAUACAUGCCAGUGAUUUUCACACCACCUCGAGAUGGUAAGUUAUUAUCAGAGCCUAAUCCUAUUGUGGGACGUGGCAUUAAAUCACCGUUACUCCUCUCUUCAUCUUCCGCCGUCGCUUCCGAGGAAGAAGAAGAAGAUGAUAAUGAUACACUUGAAAAUGGUUAUAAUAUCAUUAAUACAAGUAAUGAUGAAGCACCAAGAAACGGCGGCAGUGAUGAAAAUUAUGAUGUGGGUAGUAAUCAUGAUUCUUCAACAUUUUCUACUUCUGUCUGCAUGUUGGCGUCUUCUGCUAAUUAAAAGAUUUAGAGCAGUAGUGUUGUGGUGUGUUUAAUGAAAAUGUGAAAGAAGAAGAAAAUCGAGCACAUUCCCAAGUGAAGUGAUGAAAAGAGAAAGAAGAAACAGCCAGCUUGCUAGCACCCAAUGGGUUUGCGUGUAAAUCUCUUUCAACUCACUGCCUCGGGGGAAGAUCCCUUCCUUUCCUUCCUUUCAGUCAUACUCAAAUACCUGUGUAUUUCUAGCUUAGCUUUUUUACUAAUUUCCCUAUUUUCUUUCCCCCCUCUUUUAUCGGUAUAAAAGAACUAGAAAAAAUUUCAAUCCUUUUUCUUUUUUCUUUUCCGAAGAUGUGCAUCUUUUCUUUUGCUUUGCUUUGUUCACUUGGUCAAUAUUUUGUUUUCCAUUUCUUUAUAAAGAUGUUCUGAUGGAUAUGUAUUUUCAAAAUGACUU
Molecule: messenger RNA, 2698 nt
Organism: Solanum dulcamara
Lineage: Eukaryota; Viridiplantae; Streptophyta; Magnoliopsida; Solanales; Solanaceae
Product: protein terminal ear1
Exons: 5
Coding region: 254-2272 (672 amino acids)
Molecular function (GO): RNA binding
Source: RefSeq, a predicted model, not a curated record